AUGCUCUUGCGCGGCGCGCUCAUCGGCGCGCUCCUCUCUUGGGUCGCCGCUCGUGCCACGACUGCUGCGGGCCAGCUAUUCCUCCCAGUGCCGCUCCUCGGCUACUUCCGCGCCGACGCUGGCCUGCUUCUGGUCGCGCUCGCCUGCACCGCGGCCGCGCUGCUGCCUUGGUGGCGACUGCUUCCAGCCACGUGCGUCGGUCUUGCCGGCCCGAUGGCACUCUUCGCCGUGGGUCUCGACCCGCCGCGCUUUCGGCAUGGAGGCGACAAGCCCGUCCAGGUGCUCAACGGGUCGACGGCGUACUUUGUGUCCGUCGCUGGCGCCCUGAGCCCUGCGGAAUGCGCGGCGCUGGUCCGAGCCGUGUGGGACGUGCGGCCGUCGUGGACGCAUGCGUCGCACGCGGGCGCGCUGCGCGCGCUGGCGUACUUCCACUUCCCGUGGAGCGCGAACUUUGACAAAGGGGACGACCCCGCAGAGGCGCGCUGCCACGCGCCUCUGUGGUCCUUCUCGUACGGCCUGCGCUUCCUGAUGGGGCACGAGUCGCACCACGCGACGCACCCGCAGGGCGCAGAGCGGCGUGCAGCUCUGCUGCGGGAACCUUCCUGGACAGUUCUUGGACCCUUCCUAGACCGCUGCUCGAAGCGCCUAUACGUAGGCGCGCAGCCGUCGCGCGGGAAGCAAAGCGCCUCUUCCCGCUCUUUGCGCCGCUCCGUCGCGCGCUCGCGGCCCACUUCAACACCACCGCCGACCGCGUCAUCUUUGGGGGCGACGACGGGGGCUGGGAGCGGCUCGGCGCGCCGUCGGUCCAGGUCUACUUGCCGAACAUGCUCUGGCACACGGUGCACAACAGGCACACCGACGCAGUCUACGUGCGCCACCUGCGCCGCUACCUCGGAGGCCCGCGUUUCGACGAGCUGCGCUGCUCUGCCGCCACCGCCACCUCCUUCCUGCUGCCGCUGGUCGCCCCGGCCGGCGCCGGGCUGCUCUACUACGACGCGCCUCGCGGGCAGAUCUCGGAGAACGAGCACAGGUACACAGUGGGGACGCUGCACGCCUUUGCGGUCUGGACCCCCCACUCGAUCCGCCCAUGGCCGUACCGCGAGUGGGCCGCGGGCGAGGCGCGCGUCACCGUGCAGACGUUUGGGAUACGGUGUGGCGAGUGGUGGGUCAUGUACCACUGAAACCCAUAUUCACAGACCUUUUGUUGUGCGGAAGGAGAGAAUCCGCUCUCCUAUUGCUAGAGGAUUAUUGGAACUUUGGAUGCAUAUCGGCAAGCCAAAA
Messenger RNA from Emiliania huxleyi CCMP1516, 1281 nucleotides. RefSeq lists its product as hypothetical. The annotation marks the transcript as partial. The transcript is spliced from 9 exons. Lineage: Eukaryota; Haptophyta; Isochrysidales; Noelaerhabdaceae. The record is from RefSeq and is a predicted model, not a curated record.